Molecule: messenger RNA, 2892 nt
Organism: Helobdella robusta
Lineage: Eukaryota; Metazoa; Annelida; Clitellata; Rhynchobdellida; Glossiphoniidae
Exons: 3
Coding region: 1-2892 (963 amino acids)
Molecular function (GO): G protein-coupled peptide receptor activity
Source: RefSeq, a predicted model, not a curated record
AUGACAACAUCAGAAACAACAACAACAGCAGCAGUAGAAACCUCGACUCUACUGAAGACGUUAGUUUACUUAGCAACCUGCUACUCCAACUACCACGGAUUCGUCAGCCUCAUUGUCUGCAUCAUUGGUACCUUCUGCAAUGCUUUCAACGUCAUCGUAUUGACCAGGAAAGAGCUGAUCAACAGCACAAAUCUCUUUCUCACGGCACUGGCUUUAGCAGAUUUCUUUACAAUGCUUUCCUACAUCCCAAUCUCUCUCCACUUCUACUGCAUCUACGGUCCUGAGAAGAGUCCCAAGCGGAACACUUAUUUUUGGGCGGUUUUUUUGAUCUUUCAGGCAAACUUUUCUGUAACUGCUCAUACGAUUGCUAUCUGGUUGGCAGUGGUCCUAUCCGCUUUUAGGUACUCGUUUCUAAAGCCACACGUGGCGUCGACUGCUACUUCUGCUGCUGUUGAUGGUGAGGCGAGUAGGAAGAGAUGGAAAAGAUUGAAAAACACUACUACUUCUGCUGCGGGUGCUUCUGCAAGCAGAGCGUCAAGUUUAAAAAAGAAACUCAAUCCGGAAGAAUCCGACAUGGAAAACAAACAAACUGCACAACAUCAACAACUGCUACAGCCACAAAAAACGCCAGCGCCGUUCAGAAGCCAGGUCGUUUGGACGAGAUGUGGGCAGAAGUCGAAGCUGGCCGUGGCGAUGGUUUGCGUCUGCAGUGUCAUCAUUCUAGUGCCUAACUAUGCAACGCUCAGGAUCGUAACCGAACCGAUCUCUCGGGCCGGUUCAAACGGUUCUAAUCUUGAAUACUAUCAUCUGGAGUGGCAUCGUUUAAACUAUUCGGACGAAUUGAGCGAUGAUUAUUCGUACGAUGAAGGCGAAGAUGGUGAGGAUUUCAACGAUACGAACGUGUGUAACGACGAAGAAAGCAGCAGCAGCAACAACAACAACAGCAACGACAACAACGACAACAACAACAACAACAACAUCAACAACGCUGCUAGCAGGAAGAGUGCCUCUACAAAUGACAUCAACAUUAACAUCAUCGCAUCAGCGAAAACGCCCUCAACAGACAUCAAGACAAUCAGCAUGGUGGACUUCAGUACCAGCGCUAACGUCAUUCCAACUACAACCAUUCCUAACAUACUUUUCAGUAUUUUUACUGCCUCUGUGUUAUCGUUCGAGAACAAUAACAAUAAUGACGUCGUGAAAAACAGAGAUGGGCCUGAAAAAUCACCGGAUGACAAUUUAAACGAGUCCGGCUCUGACGAUAAUGCGCUUUUGAGGGACCACAUUUUGAAAACAAUAUCCAUUAAUAACAACAACAAUAACAAAAUAAAUAAUUAUAAUAACAACAACAACAACAAAAAUAAUAAUAAUAGUAAUAAUAAUACAAUUCGAAAUGUUCCAAACAAAAAGUUAAUGAAACGUAAAGACGUCAGAUCAUACAGUGACAUGCGCGCCACCACUUACAACGAUGAAAAUAGCAAGAAAAAAUUUAAAAUUAAAAACAUCGCGCGCUAUAAAAAUCGCACAACGACUCGCAAGUCCAGCAGCAACGUAAAUUACGACAAUAUAAAUAACAGUUACGCAAACAACAACAACAACAACAUAGAUGAAAACCAGUUUAUAUACGAAGUUGCAUCAUAUCAAAGAUUCAAUGAAGAAAAAGAAGAAGACAACAACAACAACGACAACAACAGCACAAACAAUAACAACAACCAAACACAUCCAACCAACAACAACAACGACAGCGAUUUUGACUUUAUGGAAUUUCUAGCGAAUGCCAAUUUCUGGAUCCAAGCACUCUGCGUCAAACUACUACCGUGUUUCUUCAUGACUGUCUACUGCCUGCUACUGAUCCGCAUGAUGCAUAUCUCAAAUCGCAGACGCAACCAACUACUCUUCAGUACAAGAAACAACAAACUAAACAACCCAGCAGCUGUUGUUGCAGCUACAGUAGCUGCAUCUGCAGCUACUGUAGCUGCGACAACGGCUGCCGCCAACGUUAACAUCAUUGGCAAAAACGAUUGUUUGGUUAAAAAUCUAAAAAAGAGCCAGAAAUUUCAGAAUACAGAUGGCUGUUGUUGUGAUGAUGAUGAGGAUGACGACGAUGGUGGUGGUGGUGGUGACUGUAGGAAGAGAAGAAAAAGAAUAAAUUACGACGACAACGAUGUUUAUAAAAGGGAUGAAGAAGAUGGAGAGGAUGAUGCUGGCCCUAGUCGGAAGGACAUUUUUUUAGAGAGAAAAAUUUCAUAUGAAAGAUGCCAUAGAAGUCUUCUUCCUAGACAAAGUUCCAGUUUGAAAAACAACAACAACAACAACAACAACGUCAUCUUAACAAAAUCAAACGCCGGUUUGGUUGUUGUCGGUUGCGUUGUGCUAAACAAUUCAACGUGUGAACUGCUUAAUAAGCCGAAGUUGAACACCAAUGCAAACAUGAUUUCAAACAACAACAACAACAAAAAUAAUCAUAAUAAUAAUAACAUCAAUAACCUCAAUAACAUAAAUAACAUCGAAAGCAUCAAUAAAAUUACUAACAUCAAUAACACUGAUAAAGGUGACAAGGACCAUGUCAGCAAUUUUGAAGACCGCAUCGAUAGGAUUGAGUUGGAAGUUAACAAUAGUGAUUUCGUACUAGCCAGCAACGCUAAAGGCAAAAUUGGUAGCAGUAACAACAACAUCAACAACAACAACAACAACAGCAUCAACAACAACAACAACAAGAGAAAAACUAAGAGAAAAGGUACUAGGAACGCGCAGACAAAGAAGCGACAGCAGACUCGGCAGAAAGAUCAUAAUAGGACGACCGCAAUGCUUGUUGUUAUUGUUGUCUUGUUUCUUAUCACGGAAUUGCCACAAGUCCUGACUAAUGAGUUGUGUUGCAAGCCGACCAAUUAA